CAGGUCACUGAUGCUCCGUCCCAGGAAGGUCAUCUCUCAGAGCAGGAGUCGCACAAGGGAGAAAGUGACAACGUUUAUCUCAUCAGGGCGCAAGGAUUCCCCUACUCGUGCACCGAGGAAGAUGUGCUGACCUUCUUUGAUAGCUGUAGGAUUCGAAACGGGGAGAAUGGCAUCCACUUCCUCCUCAACAGGGAUGGGAGGCGCAGGGGGGACGCCCUGAUUGAGCUGGAGUCCAAGGCUGAUGUCCAGAGAGCCCUCGAAAAGAACCUGAGGUACAUGGGCGCACGCUACGUCAAAGUUUUUGAGGUGCAUGAUAGUGAUGUGGAGGGCUUACUGCAGAACCUGAAGGAUGAGUCUCAAGCCAUAAACGAUGGAGUUGUGCUGCUCCGAGGUCUUCCCUUCAGCUCCACCGAGGAGGACAUUGCGGAUUUCUUCUCAGGUUUGAAAAUCACAGACAUAGCUUUCAUUUACCGCGGGGACAGAAGGACAGGAGAAGCUUUUGUGCAGUUUGCAGCUCCUGAAAUGGCAGCUAAAGCCCUGCUAAGGCACAAGGAGUACAUGGGAAAUAGGUAUAUAGAAGUGUAUGUGAGCAGAAAGCACCAGAUGCAAAGGCAUGUGCCUAAUGACAGGCAGCUGAUGGCCUACUCCAGAAUAAGAAGAGAGUAUGAAUCCAUUCCUGAAGAAAGGGUAUGGAGACACACAGGAGGCUCCAAUGCUGAAGGAGAAAUCAAACCUUGCAGGGAAGGAACAGAAAGCUCCAGGCACGUUUUAGCAUCUGGAAACACCUCAUCAUCACCACAGCACUUUGUGCACAUGAGAGGUUUUCCUGCCCAAGCUAGUGCCCAGGACAUCAUAGAUUUUUUUGCUCCCCUGAGGCCCACAAGGCUCAUGGUGGAAUACAACUCCCAUGGAGUGGCCACAGGAGCAGCUGAUGUGCAUUUUGAUAGCCACGAGGACGCGGUCACUGCCAUGGCCAAGGAGGGGUCACACAUGGAGUGCAGUGCCAUUGAAUUAUUCCUGAAUGAACAUCCAAAGGCAAAGGAAGACUGCUAG
This is a messenger RNA of Acanthisitta chloris (rifleman), 1053 nucleotides long. It is a transcript of the gene GRSF1, whose product is annotated as G-rich RNA sequence binding factor 1. The transcript is spliced from 8 exons. The record is from RefSeq and is a predicted model, not a curated record. The annotation marks the transcript as partial. NCBI's taxonomy places the organism in Eukaryota, Metazoa, Chordata, Aves, Passeriformes, Acanthisittidae. Gene Ontology annotation, biological process: regulation of RNA splicing. Gene Ontology annotation, cellular component: nucleoplasm; ribonucleoprotein complex. Gene Ontology annotation, molecular function: RNA binding.